AUGACAUCGUUAAGUGUAGCUAUAAGUUUUCUUUCACAUAUUGGUUUUUCGCAUUCUAAUGCUUGUGAUUUAAUGAAUAAAAUGAAUAAUGAUAUGUCACGUUUAAUGAUUUGUUCAAAUAAAGACCUAAUUCAAUAUAAUCUUUCAUUGGAUAUGCGUCUUCGUUUAUUACGUGCAAUACGUUGUUUUCAUAUGGAAAAAUGGUCAAAAUAUUUAAUGAAUAAUUUUCAUAAUGAUAAAAAUCUAAAUAAUAUAAUUUUAAGUAAUUAUGUAUUUGAAAAAUUAAUUUAUCAUUUAGUAAAAUAUCAUAUUUGGAUUAUUUAUACAUCAUGGACAUUAAUUUAUAUUCGAAAAUAUUUAAUAAUUACAAAAGAUAUUGAUCAAGAAAAUAUUCAAUUAUUCUAUGAAAAACUACAACGAUUAAAAAAUACAAUUAUUAGAUUAAAAAACAUUAUCGUUAUGAUUAAAAAACACUUAUCUUAA
Molecule: messenger RNA, 483 nt
Organism: Rotaria sp. Silwood2
Lineage: Eukaryota; Metazoa; Rotifera; Eurotatoria; Philodinida; Philodinidae
Source: the annotation of a GenBank genome assembly